AUGGCCAAUAUCGUGGAUCAUGUCGACAGAAUAUCAGCAUUAUCCAGAUCUAUCCAUGCAGCUGCUACUCCCGUAUCCAACAGUCCCAUCCCCGGUCCCUUCACGCACGCAGUCCUACAAGCACCACUGGGAGACAUAAUUCGCGACAUUGAUCCCACAGAGAUAGGCCUUUUCUCGCUUGUCCACCCCUCUCAGCCGACCAUACCUGAAGCAGAGCCCGGCAACAUUGAAAUCACGAGAGUUGAGUUCUUAGGUGCUACGCCACUUCGCAAACCGCCAUCUUCAAGGGCUGGAAACGCUGGUGGGGCACGAGGUCCUCGGGAGCAUGGCCCUGAGGUUUACGCCAACGCCGCCUUGAAAUACCUCGAUAGAUACCAGUCCAUUCGUCCCAUGCCAAGAGCAGCAGAGCAAGCUGCACAAAUUGUAGUGCGUUUAGAGGAGGUCAAAGCGAGCAUACACGUUCUUAAUCAACAACUCGAACAACACCCGAGUAGCGAGCCCGAUGAACCACCCCGCUCUCCUAAAGCCGCGAUUAAGGAUGAGGAACAACGCAUUAGCGAACUACAGUCUCAGAUUCAGCGGUUGAGGAAAAGAAAAGAAGAGCUGGCCACAAAGAAGCUCCGUGCUCCUCUCAAGUCGAGGCGCCAAUCGAGAGGACAUGCUAUUGAACCUCCACUGGAUGACGGAGAGGCCUCCUUCUGGAACACGCCUGGUGCUGCUGCUCGCACUCUGCACUUCACCGGUGACUCGCUCCUCGAUGAAGAGGUCGAUUUGGCGAACGUUUCAACCACGUCUUUUGGAACACCCACCGCUGUUCAUAAGAAGGCCCCCUUGAAGCUAACACCUAUCCAUGACGCGUAUCCGGGUCAAUCAAGUGAUCAGGAAGAUGAAGAUAGCGAAGAUGAAGUUUUGGACGAGCUGGAUGGACCCGUGGAUCCAACUGUAGUACUUGGUGCCGCAUUGGAGCCUCAAGCGCAAGCAUCGCCCGAGAAUCCCAGCGAACCUGAAGAGCCUGAGGACGCCGUUAGCCCUCCAGCAGCUCAAGACGACGGACCGUCUAACUCCGCGACACCCCACCGGCAGAGAAUUAAGGUGACGACGGAACUCGAGCGCAUCGUGGUACGUAUUCGAACUACGCUCUUCAACGUCUUGCUCAUCUUUGUCUCGCCGCACCAACAGGAGAAGAUCUGGGCAGCGGUCGGAGAAGUGAUCAUGCCUGGGCAUCCCUUCGAUGCCCUGGGGAAAAGUACAAGCAAAGGGAAACCCCCUCGUGCCAAGGAAACUAUGUCAUAUCUGCGGGAGUUAUCGACCCACGAGCUCUCGCCGUCGUCGCCUUCUGCGUCAAGCUUCUCGUCCCUCUCUGCACCUGCUGGUCCAUCGUCAGUACCGACUGCGCAGCAAGUCUUGACAGCCCACAUGCUCCUUAUCCUUCUCGAGUCUCCGUCGCAAUCGCUUACUCUUCGGGUCCUCAAGGAGAACCUCUCUGCUAAAGCCACCAGCGUGGGCGCGAACUCGGCGGCAGCGUUGAUCGGCGGGAGCGCUGUUACGAAACCUCUGUAUGGCUGCGUGGCGAAACGAUUGCUCAAGAUAGAACGCGGUGCAGGAGAGCAGGUCGUGAAGUUCGAUCUAUAG
Molecule: messenger RNA, 1632 nt
Organism: Epithele typhae
Lineage: Eukaryota; Fungi; Basidiomycota; Agaricomycetes; Polyporales; Epitheliaceae
Exons: 5
Coding region: 1-1632 (543 amino acids)
Source: RefSeq, a predicted model, not a curated record